This is a messenger RNA of Anolis carolinensis (green anole), 1521 nucleotides long. Its product is annotated as lymphocyte antigen 6E. The transcript has 3 exons. The coding region runs from base 83 to 463 and encodes 126 amino acids. The record is from RefSeq and is a predicted model, not a curated record. Gene Ontology annotation, cellular component: plasma membrane. Gene Ontology annotation, molecular function: acetylcholine receptor inhibitor activity. NCBI's taxonomy places the organism in Eukaryota, Metazoa, Chordata, Lepidosauria, Squamata, Anolidae.
GAACACCCUCCCAGGUAUAUAACCCUCCUUCGCCGUUGCUGCCAGACUGGUAUUCUCUCCAGGGAAGGUCAAGGUGGCAGCCAUGAAGACUUUGUGCAUUGCCUUGUUUGUGGUGGCCGUCUUGGUAGGAGAAGGGUAUUCGCUCUGGUGCUACCGAUGUGAAGAAGAACCUUCCAACUGGAAUUGUAUGAAGAUGGUGAAGUGUGACGAGAUGGACAAAUACUGUAGCACAACUGUUACCACCACUAGGAACGGUGAGAACACAACGUAUCGGCUCAGCAAGAAAUGCGCCCCUCACUGUACUGCGAAGUUCUCCGAUACCAGCUCAGGAUCCACUUCGACUAGUUGUUGCGAGAACUCCCUGUGCAAUAUUAGUGGGGCCAGCAGCGUGAAAACCAACGGGGCGAUGGUGACCUUCGGGAUUUUGGCAAGCCUGUUCUACAUCUUCCGGUCAGGAUUGUGAGAGUGUGAAGCUCACGUUUCCAUCUAAAAAACGAGCAAAGCUCAACUCCAUCCAGCGUGUCCAGAAAGCAUCAUGGAAGAGCUUGCUUAUGUCCAUUGCACCUUCUUCCGAAGGAAAACUACACACAUGGAACUUUAUCACCUGCAGGUUCCUUGUUCCUUGUAAAUAUUGUUCCCAUUUAAAAAAAUCAGUUACUCUGAUUGUGUGAUGAUUCAUUUCUUGUUCUACUUACUGCAAUCCAGAAAGGUAACUCACUGAAAGAUUGUUACUAUGGCCCUGGGAAAAAAACGAAAUGCUCUCUGGUUCCCCCAAGUGGCCAAUUCAGAUAUUACACUUUGGACAUUCUGCGUAUAUUCCAAGAUACAGUAAAUAGACUCUCAGUUAGUACUCGUAGGGAUAGGUAGAUGCCAGAUAAGUGUUGUUUCUGAUUGCUUGAGAGUUGCAAUUAAUUGAUACUAUCUCGUUUCAUAUAUCAUGCCAUAAACUUUGUAUGGACUUGAUACUAAUAUUGGAAAACAGUCAUUAAAAGUAUAUUAAGAAAAAAGAAACACAGCUUACAUGUUUACUAAUACAAUUUAUUUUAUUUUGAUUUAUUUAAAGCAUUAUGUCUUGGAGUUUUUUGCCAAUUGCUUCAAAGUUCUGGUUGCUUGAGUUCCAAUUAACCGAGAGUCUGCUGUAUUAUAAAGCAAACCUUUCUGGGUUCACCAUGAUUUAGCCAUUCAUCUUUCCUUUUGAUGUUUCCUUUUGCUUACACACAUUAAUAAGUAAAAGUCAAGAAAACCAUUUCCAUGGCAAUAACAAAAAAGUAAUUCAAGAUUGUUACUUCAAAAAGUAAUUUAAUUACUAUAGUAAUUCAUUACAAAAAUUUACCUUUUUGCUCCACUGGAGAGAAAUAUAUUCCAAUUAUUAUCCUAAACAUGAUAGAUUUCUUCCAGCUAUCUUACUGUAUUAUUCUCUGUCUCAUUUUUUCCUACCUUUUCAUCAUUGUACCUUGAUCUACAUUUGACAUUGUAUUCACUGUUUUUGGGCUGUUUGUUAAUAAAAGUUUUGCCAUUUAA